This is a messenger RNA of Eleginops maclovinus (Patagonian blennie), 1371 nucleotides long. Its product is annotated as proteasome subunit alpha type-6-like. NCBI's taxonomy places the organism in Eukaryota, Metazoa, Chordata, Actinopteri, Perciformes, Eleginopidae. Bases 184 to 924 code for a protein of 246 amino acids. The transcript is spliced from 7 exons. The record is from RefSeq and is a predicted model, not a curated record. Gene Ontology annotation, biological process: ubiquitin-dependent protein catabolic process; proteasomal protein catabolic process. Gene Ontology annotation, cellular component: proteasome core complex, alpha-subunit complex; proteasome core complex; cytosol.
AAAUGAAAGAGAAAGUAAAAAAAAAUCCCAGAAGUUACUCCAUUAUUCUCCAGAAGCCGCCUCGUCAUGCUGUUUCCUGCUAACUAAAAGUCAAAAGUAUAAUAUUUCUCGGUUAUUAAGGACGGUGUAAAAACGUAGUAAGUGUUUAUAGUUCACCUGAGGUCACCUGGAGAGAAAACAGAAAUGUCCCGCGGGUCAAACGCAGGAUUUGACCGACAUAUCACCAUCUUUUCUCCGGAGGGCCGACUCUACCAAGUCGAAUAUGCCUUCAAAGCAGUGUCCCAGAGUGGGCUAACGUCUGUGGGGGUCCGAGGGACGGACACCGCUGUGGUGGUCACACAGAAGAAAGUACCUGACAAGCUGCUGGACCCGGAGACUGUGACCAACAUGUUCAAACUGACCCCUCGCAUCGGCUGUGUGAUGACCGGGCAGGGAGCGGACAGUCGCUCCCAGGUCCACCGGGCUCGAGUGGAGGCAGGAGAGUGGAAAUAUAAGUUUGGUUACGACAUCCUGCCGGACGUGUUGUGUCGCAGGAUCGCUGAAAUCUCCCAGGUCUACACACAGAACGCCGAGAUGAGACCCCUAGGCUGCUGUAUGAUGAUGGUGGCUAUAGACCCCCAGCAGGGUCCUGUCCUGUUUAAAUGCGACCCGGCAGGAUACUACUGCGGCUUCAGGGCCACGGCCGUCGGGGCCAAACAAACGGAGGCCAACAGCUACCUGGAGAAGAAGCUGAAGAAGAAGCCUGAGCUGACCCACGACAGGACCGUACAGAUGGCUAUCACAUGUCUGUCCUCUGUCCUGUCCGUGGACUUCAAACCAACUGAGCUGGAGAUCGGCGUGGUCACUAAAGAAAAUCCCAAGUUCAGGUUGCUGUCAGAGGCCGAGAUAGACGCUCACCUGGUUGCCAUCGCAGAACGGGAGUAAAGGUUUCUCUCUCAAACUUCAGACCGCCGUCAUAGUUUUUCAUUUUCAGCGUGCUUGAUUCAUCCCAGUUAAGCAGCACUGUUGGCUAAAGAUAAGCGGUGUGUUCAGGCAGGUAGAGAAAGCACACCUGAAGAUAGGAAAUUAUUAAAGAUGGAUAAAGAUUUCUAGUGUUUCACCAGACAUUUCUACUCGUGUGUUUUUAAAAAGCUUUUACUCCCAGUCAAACCAUGUUUAGUGGACAACACAAGCGACACAUUCCACCUUCAUCUGUGCAACAUAUUGCCAUUAUUUUGAAUACAUAAACGACAGGAAUUUAGCUGGUUUUGUUACGAGGAUAUAUUUGUCAUAUGGCUUAUUCCAUAUUGUACGUUUUUUAACACCAAUACUGUUGUCAUCCCACAUUUGUAAAGUUGCAAUAAAAACAGACCUAUUAUCAAACCCUUUAAA